GAGAGAGGAAGCGUCACUGAGCACACUUAGCACGCUCAGCUUCCCAUGUAUGGGUGUGUGUGCACUCAGACAGGCUCUCGUUGUUGUUUCUGGGUCUCCAACACAAAUUUGGCUUUCUUUUCCCCUGCAACACAUAACUGCUUCAGGAAGGUACUUUCCCAUUAGGUUCUGAAAACACUUUCUGUUCAAGCAAAGCCAUUCUCUGUUCCCCUUAAAAUCAGCUGGGAUUCAAGUGGAGGUCAUUAGGUAUACAGGGGAAGUGUACACAGAUACACUAUGUGAUGACAUAUGAUACUGUAGACACAGCACACUAGCUUUCAUUCUUGAUUUGGAACAUGUGAAUCACACUGGAAAGUUUUCUGCAUGGUUUAAUUGUCUCUGAUUCAGAAGCUGAUUCUAUGGCUCUGCACUCUUUUGCUUGAUACUUCAUAUUUGGGAAAUGGAAUGUCCACAGAAAGACUGUUUUCAGAGUAAUGCCAACCUUGACAUCAUGAAGGCUGGAAGUGUCCUGAGAAAGGCAACAUCUCGGAUGUGGAAAGGACAACGUCACUACAAACUGCAGGACGACUGCAAGACUAUCAUGUACAAAUCCAGCUGGACUCUAAACUCUUAUUCAACCAUCUCUGUAGGGGAUGUGGAGGCAGUGCGGGAGGGCCAUCAGUCUGAAGUGUUCCUCAGUAUGCCAGAUGAGUUUCCUCCAGAAUGCUGCUUCACGCUGGUGUUUCGUGGCCGCCGUGGGAACCUGGACCUUGUAGCCUCAUCAGCUGAAGAAGCUCAGGCUUGGAUUCAGGGUAUGCAGAUGCUCAUUGAGAACCUGCAGAACAUGGAUGAGUGUGAAAAACUUGACCAAUGGGUCUCUGAUUUGUUUAUGAGAGCAGACAAAAACAAAGAUGGAAGGAUAAGCUUUAAGGAGGUUCAAAAACUACUUAAGCUCAUGAACAUAGACAUGAAUGAGCUCCAUGCACAUGCUCUUUUCAUGAUGUCUGAUAUGAGCGAGACAGGCAUGCUGGAUGCAGAGGAAUUUGUCCACUUCUAUAAGUUGCUUACAGAGAGGAAGGAAAUUCUGGAGUUAUUCCAGGAGUACACCAGUAAUGGACAGGCACUUUCCCACUGUGACCUGGAGGAGUUCCUGAGAGAGGAGCAGCUGGAGGGCGAGAGGAGUCAUGAACAUGCGCUUGAGCUGAUCCAUCGAUAUGAACCCUCAGAUACUGCUAAAACCCAACAAAUCAUGUCAGUUGAUGGAUUUCUGAUGUACCUGACCUCUGCUGAAGGUUCCAUCUUCAACCCAGAACAUCAGUGUCUUUAUCAGGAUAUGACACAGCCUCUCAAUCAUUACUUCAUCUCCUCCUCACACAACACAUACCUAUUAGAUGACCAGCUGAAAGGGAGGAGCAGUGUGGAAGCAUACAUUAAGGCUUUGAAACGAGGCUGUCGCUGUGUGGAGGUGGACUGCUGGGAUGGUCCAAAUGGAGAACCCAUUGUUUACCAUGGACAUACUUUCACUUCCAAGAUUCUGUUUAAAGAUGUUAUCUCUACAGUGGCAAAAUAUGCCUUUGAGGCAUCAGAAUACCCACUCAUUUUGACAAUUGAAAACCACUGCAGCGUUGAACAACAGACUGUCAUGGCUGAGCAUUUAAAGAAUAUCCUUGGUGACAUGCUGCUGAAGAUUACAAUAGAUGGAAAGGUGCCCAGUGUGCUGCCAUCUCCAGAGGAACUUAAGGGGAAAAUCCUGUUGAAAGGAAAGAAGAUGGGAGAAUUGGAGGAGUGCUCAGAUGUAGACAAUCUAGAAAGCAGUGAUGUGAGUGAUGGUGAUGAUGAUAAAGCUGAGGAUUUGGACAAUCAGGCCACAGAGAGCACGAAUUCAAAGGAAAAUCUAUCCAAGGAGCUUUCAGACCUUGUCAUAUACUGCAAGAAUGUUCAUUUCAGCAGCUUUGAACACUCACGAAACCACAGCAAGCCUUAUGAGAUGUCCUCCUUCUCUGAGUCCAAGACCCGCAAACUUAUCAAAGAAGCUGGAGGUGACUUUAUUCAGCAUAACAAAAGGCAUUUAAGCAGAGUGUAUCCUAGUGGCCUGAGGACAGACUCAUCAAAUUAUUGCCCCCAUGAAAUGUGGAAUGUGGGAUGCCAAAUUGUGGCAUUAAAUGUCCAAACAGCAGGGCUGGAGAUGGAUCUUAAUGACGGGCUCUUCAGUCAGAACAACCGCUGUGGAUACGUUUUGAAACCCGAGAUUUUGCGCAACAGCGAACGUUUCGACCCAGAGUUUCCCGACAACCGAAAGGAUUACUGUCCUCUUAGCCUCACUAUCCAGGUAAUAAGCGGCCAGCAACUUCCUAAAUUAAGCAAAAAAGAUUGGUCCAUUGUAGACCCACUGGUAAGGGUAGAGAUCUAUGGUGUACCUCUCGACCAGACCCAGCAGGAGACCAAACACAUUGAGAACAAUGGAUUCAACCCAUACUGGAAUGAGACAUUACAGUUUGUGAUCCAUACGCCCGAGCUGGCAAUAGUACGCUUUGUUGUGGAAGACUAUGACAUGACAUCCAAGAAUGAUUUUAUAGGGCAAUACACACUCCCUUUCUCCUGCAUUCAACAAGGGUACCGUCAUAUUCAUCUUUUAUCAAAAGACGGCACGAGCAUUUGCCCAUCGUCUUUGUUUGUGCAUAUUACAAUUAAAAAAGCAUCUUAGACUAUCAUAUAAAGUAUGUAAGUUUGACAAGAAGCAUCCUGGA
Molecule: messenger RNA, 2726 nt
Organism: Hemibagrus wyckioides
Lineage: Eukaryota; Metazoa; Chordata; Actinopteri; Siluriformes; Bagridae
Gene: plcd4b
Product: phospholipase C, delta 4b
Exons: 17
Coding region: 440-2683 (747 amino acids)
Biological process (GO): lipid metabolic process; intracellular signal transduction
Molecular function (GO): calcium ion binding; phosphatidylinositol-4,5-bisphosphate phospholipase C activity
Source: RefSeq, a predicted model, not a curated record